AUGCGGGAUAUUGAGAAGUUGAAUAACCGAGGAUCUACAAAGGCUGGCAACACAAAGGAACAUAUCAAGUUAAAGGUAGAUUCACCGCGAUUCAAAAGAAGCAGCACGAAAAGCCAAGGGAAGAAUCGCAAACUGAAAUCAAAAUCUCGUAAACUCAGAGGUUCCACAAAUGCGUUGGCGAAAACAGCUAUUGAUUCUUCCGUCAAGGCGCCAAACAAGAAUUCUUCAAAUAAAAGAUUGAUUAUUAGACAAAGUCUACAUAAAACUGAUAGGAAUUCAAAACAGGUUCAGCCUAAGAUAAAUAUACAAGGAGGAAAAAAUUCUCCAAAUAAUGAUAGGGAAAGCGAGAAAGACAUUGAUCAAGAGACAAAUAUUCAAAAGCGUAAGAGAAGAAGAAAAAAGAAAAGAGAACGACUUAAUGUGGAAAUUGAUGACACUUCACGCCUUCAGAGAAGAACAAGGAAUCUGUUAAUCAGAAUGAAGCUAGAGCAGAACCUUAUUGAUGCUUACUCCGGAGAAGGUUGGAAAGGUCAGAGUCGAGAGAAGAUUAGGCCGGAAAAGGAGCUACAAAGAGCAAAGAAGCAGAUUAUAAAAUGCAAGCUUAGUAUCCGUGAUGCCAUUCGCCAGCUUGAUUCUCUAAGUUCAGUUGGUAGCAUUGAAGGUUCUGUUAUUGCUACAGAUGGAUCGGUUUAUCAUGAACAUAUAUUCUGUGCAAUUUGCAAGAUGCGUGAAGCUUUUCCAGAUAAUGAUAUUAUACUCUGCGACGGCACUUGCAAUCGCGCGUUUCACCAAAGAUGUCUUGAUCCUCCUUUGGAUACUGAAAACAUUCCUCCUGGAGACCAAGGCUGGUUUUGCAAGUUUUGUGAAUGUAAGACUGAAAUACUCGAGGCAACAAAUGCGCAUCUCGGGACUCGUUUCUCCUUAGACAGUACUUGGCAGGAUGUAUUCAAGGAAGAAGCUGCUAUUCCCGAUGGUGACACGGGAUUAUUAAAUCAAGAAGAAGAAUGGCCGUCAGAUGAUCCUGAAGACGAUGACUACAAUCCAGAUAUGAAAGAAGACAGCCACGGUGGCAACAACACAGAUGGAAAUGAUGAUAAUGCAUCUGAUGAUUCGAGUAGUUCUGGUAGUAUGUGGUCAUUAAAUGGAGAAUGUUCUCUGUUAGAUGAAGGUCUUGAAUAUUAUUCUGUUAGUCAUGGCUGCAUAGAUUCCGAUGAAUCCGGGGAAAUAGCGUGUGGUCGUAGGCAGCGUACAGCUGUUGACUACUUGAAACUUUAUGAUGAAAUGUUUGGGAAGGAUGCACAAUAUGAACAACUGAGUGAAGACGAAGACUGGGGUCCGGUAAAAAGACCGCGAACAGCAAAGGAGUCUGAUGCUGUUAAUACACUUAUGGCUCUGCACGAGAUUGAAAACAAACAUCAGAAUAAUGAAAACAAACAUCCGAAUAAUGAGAACAAUGGUAGAAUACGAGGGAAUUCUGCUGGCAUAAAAAGACCUUGCUUCAGGAUUCCACAUGAUGCAGUUGAGAAGCUUCGCCAAGCUUUUGCAGAGAAUGAGCUUCCUCCAAAAUCCGUGAAGGAUGCCCUUUCGAAAGAGUUGGGUCUUGAUGCUGCAAAGGUUAACAAAUGGUUCAAAAAUGCACGUUACUCGGCACUUAAAACUAGAAAGUAUCGAGAAGGAGGAAAACAGCUACAGAGUUUCACUUCUAAGACCUCAAAGGAUUGCACAUCACAACAGGUGCAGGAAGAUGAGAUUUUGAAACCAAAGGUCAAGAAAAUCACUGUGAUUCGUUCCGUGAAGAAGUGUGAAAGUGUUACCGGCAAAGAGAAAUCAAAGGCAUCUAGCAGUCUUUUGAAGAAAAAGAAACCAGAAAUACCUCCACCCUUGAGAGAAAAAAACGGCAACAAGGAUUUGACGGAGGACAAUGGCGAUGUAAGCUUGAUGAAACUAUUGAAAGAAAGGAAAAGGAAGGUAAGUUUUGCAUUUGAAGGAGACUCUAAGGAAGCAGAGUUGGAGCUUGAAAGACUCACCAAAUUGAAGAUGAAAGUAGAUAGAUUGAAGCAAAGAUUAACUCAAGUUCAAAAUUACAGAUCAAAGGGUUCAGAAGAUGUAGUUUGUUUGAAUGAGCCAUCUAUUAUGUAUGUGCCUGUAGCUGAGUUAAGGGAAAAGGUUAAAUAG
This is a messenger RNA of Vicia faba (fava bean), 2175 nucleotides long. NCBI's taxonomy places the organism in Eukaryota, Viridiplantae, Streptophyta, Magnoliopsida, Fabales, Fabaceae. The record is from the annotation of a GenBank genome assembly.